Messenger RNA from Mastomys coucha (southern multimammate mouse), 1822 nucleotides. Its product is annotated as C-type lectin domain family 2 member F-like. The coding region runs from base 1099 to 1728 and encodes 209 amino acids. Lineage: Eukaryota; Metazoa; Chordata; Mammalia; Rodentia; Muridae. Gene Ontology annotation, cellular component: external side of plasma membrane. The record is from RefSeq and is a predicted model, not a curated record. The transcript is spliced from 6 exons.
ACAAGUUCACAAACAUUCUCCCUUAGUUUUCUAAAAAUCAAAUGACUUUAUGAUAUUAAGCUUUGUGCUUGGGUCUAUAUUUCUACAGAUAGCAGGUUGUUUACAGUAGCUUACACUGGAGCGAUGCCACCCUUUCCCUGUCUAAGAACUGUUCGUCUCUGUUAAGUGCCUAUUGACCACGUGUGUUUGAUGUCCUGUUUUCUGCUGUGUUGUUUCAGUGUCGACUCUGUUGCUAGCACCAGGCUUUCAUUCCUGUUCACAUGAGGACAUGAGGCAUUAGAUCAGGCCUUGUGAUCUUUCUGAUUUUGACCUCUUCUUUCUCAGAAUAGUUUUUGACUAUCUAUUUUCUUUUUAAUUUUCAUAGUAGUUUUCAUAUAACUUGGUGCUAUGAUUUUUUUUCUAAAAGCAAACCCCUCUUAGGAAUAUGUUGCACAUAUACGUGUGUUCAGGAAUUGUUGACAUGAGCAAUAUGGAGUGUUCCAGUUCAUUAUGUGUUUAGAGCUGCCUUGAUUUCUUUCGUUUUAUUUAAAAAAUGUAACGUGUAUGAGUGUUUGGCCUGCAUAGAUAUCUAUGGAUCAUGUGCAUCCUAGUGCCCAUCAAGGUCAGGAAAGUUGUCAGAGUUCCUGAGCCUGGAAUUACAGAGGUUUGUGAGUUCUUAUAUUGGUGCUAGAAUUGAACCCAGGUUCUCUGAAAGACCAACAAGUGCUCUUAACUACUGAGCCAUCUUUCCUAUCUUUAUUUCUUUCUAACUUUAUAUGUAGUCUUUUUUGUUUUGCUGAUUAUGAGCAUCCUAUUUUUAGAUUUGUAAUUUUAUGUUUUUUUUUGGAAUUACUGUAAAGAACACUAGGAUACUAAUUUCCACUUGACAGGACAAUAUAACUUAUUUUACCAUGCUUAUGCCUUGUCCUGCAGCUUUGUAAACUCAUUUUUUACAUCCAGCAGUCUUUUAUUGUUUUGUUAGGAUUUUUAUGUAGAUAGAACCAUGUCAUCUGUGAAGAGAAACACUUUCACCUGUCUCUGAGAAGUGUAAACCUUCUUUUGUUCUUUAAGAAACUCAUUUUAUGUACAUGGCUGCUUGCCUGAACGUCUGUGCAUCAUAUGAAUGCCCAGUGCCUACAGAAGCUGGAAGACAGCAAUGAAUGCCCAGGAACUGGAGCUGUGCAUUGUAAAAUGCUUCAAGGAAAGAGUCUCAGAAUCAUCUCCUCCAAGUCUCAUGUUAAGCUUUACUGCUGCUAUGGAGUGAUCACGGUCCUCACUGUAGCUGUAGUUGCUCUUUCUGUGGCUUUGUCAGUAAGAAAGACAGAACAGAUCCCAAACAAAAAUAACACCUGUGCUCCUUGCCCAAGAAACUGGAUUGGAUUUGGAAAUAAAUGUUUUUAUUUUUCUGAACAAACAAGAAACUGGACAUUCGCCCAGGACUUCUGCAUGGCACAAGAAGCCCAAUUAGCUCGGUUUGACAAUGAGGAGGAGAUGAAUUUUCUUAGUAGAUACAGGGAGACUUCUAACUACUGGAUUGGCCUGCACAGAGAGUCAUCAAAGCACCCUUGGAUGUGGGCAGACAGCACCGAGUAUAACAACUUGGUUUCCAUCCGAGGAGAUGAAAAACAUUGCUACCUGAGUGACAAUGGGAUAAGCAGUAGCAGGAACUCCACAAAUAGGAAGUGGAUUUGUAGCAAGUCCAGCAACAAACCUCACAGUCAGGCCAGGAAAUCUACCAGCCGACCAUGACUUCUCUGGACUCUGCUGGGCAGGCGGACUCUGUCUGUGUCUCUGUCUCUUCUGUCUGUUUCUCUUUCUCUUUCUUUUUCUGUGUCUCUGUCUG